AGGUUUAACAUCACUGGGAAAUCCCCGACCAACACUGCACGCUAACAAGGGCCUAACGUCACCUGCUCUAAAUCCGAAUAAAACAACCCAACCGACAUCGGAACAUACUGAAUUGGUGGUGAUUUCGAACAAACAAUGAGGAUUUUUAUAACAACAUUGACCAUCUUUCUACAUACACUUGUAUCACAAUGCCAGUUUCCAAAUACAGGAGCUCCAGAACCAACUGUUGAUCCAGUUGACGUGGCCAUCGUAGAAACAAACGACAACCUGGCAUCUGAUCGAAUGACUAUUAGUAUGCCGUACAAUCUUAAUAUGGGAAUAGAACUGAUGCAAAGUGAAAAACCUGUUAGUCUAUCAUUAAAAUUGGUAAACAAUAAGAACGAACUUCGUGACGUAUAUGUCACCCGCAUAAAUGAGAGUGGUAGAAAGGUUUUACAGAAAGAAAACAUUCCUAUACAUAAGAAUGUGGCCUUUUACCAAGACACUAAAACGGGAGCCGCGUGUAAGGUAACCUGCGAGGGAUUAUCACAAGGGCACUGCGACCCUCUAUUGACUGGCAGCUUUAAUGUGGAGGGAGUUGAAUAUGCAAUACAGAUGAUACCAGGGGAGACGAAUGACAGGGUCAGACGGAGUUUGAGGUCACGUGGUAUACGUCACAAAGGCCGCCUAUACAAAGUAUUCAAGACUAAAAGACACAUGGCAUCGAUGUCAGAUUACAUGGAUACAGGUAGUAAUUCUAACAAGAUACAAAAGAAGAGAAAAAGAAACAGAUCGAGAAAUAAAGGUGGCGCUAUGCGACAAUCGCAGUCUGUGAUAGACUUGACAAGCAACAGUUCAACGGAUACUAUGGCGAUGAGGUCGUCAGGACGAGUUAUCCACAGUAACCGCCAUUCACCCAAUACACGUGCUCUCUACCACCUCGGCUUACUGUUAGUGAUUGACUAUAAUAUAUAUCGCAGAUUUUUUGACGCAACAUCAACACACAGCUCCCAUUUAGAAAGAGACGAACAAACUAAAGCCAAUAUACGAGAACAUAUGGCCAACAUAGUAAACGGGGUUGACUUACGAUUUAAUAAUUUCGAGACAUUUGAAGUAAAGGUAGCUAUAACCGGCUAUAUCAUCAUCGAUAAAGAGGAGGAUUCCCGAUGGACCCAACAGAAGAUCGCUAAGCGUCCACGUGACAUUCUCAACGCCUCUAUUGCAUUGUCAGAACUUUUUGAAUGGAAGAAAGAUUUUAGACAGGAUCUCCCUCCACACGACCAUGUGAUGCUUUUCACACAGUAUGAUUUGUACGUGAAUUCUUUCUCUGAUACCAAGGUUGCAGGUUUUGCCCACAUCAAAGCUGUGUGUAAAGACAAAGGGAUUUCUGUGGUUGAAGACGAAGGAGGAUUCGAUAACAUUUUGACAGCGACGCACGAGCUGGCACACAGUCUGGGUGCCAGCCAUGACGGCGACCGUCGCUAUGACAACCACUGUGACCCUAAUGACGGGUUUAUUAUGACAGCUGUCGGCGGAGGGACGGCCGGAGAUGCAACAAAGGGACAAAACUCUUACAGAUUUUCAACAUGUUCAGAGGACCAGAUUAUCGAUUACUUUGAUACGCUAGGCCCAGGACACUGUUUAGAGAAAGAAGACUUCGUGUAUGAUAGCAGUGAGUUUGACAGCCAUGUGAGCACCAUGCUUGGCCAAAAGUAUAAUCCAAACGAACAAUGCGCUCUCAAUCUUGGGUACUCAUCGUACUAUGCCUGGGGAGGAAGAUUGGGAGAGCCACACGAUAUAUGUACGAGUAUGGCGUGUAAAAACAGACUCAGCAGUGAAAGUUUCAACAUAUUUAACGCCUACAGGGGCACUUCAUGUGGGGACAAAAGGUGGUGCAUUGAUGGAGUGUGUACAACUUCUCAAUAUGCUCCUGGAAGAAAUGAUGUAUGUGUACAUGGAGAUUCCCAGAGGAUGUUUGGGCCCAAACGAAAUUUAUCCUGUAACGAUUUUCUCACGGCCCAUCCAUACCGGUGUUAUGAUCCCUAUUACACCAUGUUCUGUUGCAGCACGUGCGCCCGUCUGAAGUCAGACAUUGAAGGAUGUGAGUACGGCGAUAAGAAUACGACAGAGUGUUCUUUAUUGGAGAUGCGAAAGGACUUGUGCUAUAUCGAGGCAAAUGCUGCACUGUGCUGCAGUACAUGCGCAAAACAUCACACAGGCGUAUCAGGAUGUGAGUAUGGAGACCGCUAUAGACUGUGCAACCCCAGCGACUGCAAUACGCCAGAGAAUGCUAAAUUUUGCUGCGAAACGUGUGGCGUAUUAGGUGUUCCAAGAGAACAGCCGAUAUUCCGACCGGUGAUGACGCAGCGACCAACGACAAGUCGGCCUGUCUUUACAACUCGACCACCUACAACACGACGACCUAAAGUGAACCUACUUAGAAACAAUGUUAACUUUCUACCGAAGACAAAUACAAAUCAGUCCCCCAAAUUUCCGUCCGUACCAGCUAAAAGUCCAUCAGGACAAAGGGAGACAAUCAUGGAGUGUGUGAAACAAAAUUCAACAUUUUUCCAAGCUUCGUGUACCUGGUUAGACACUUGGCUAAGAGGUAUUUGUAAAAAUAGUCUCUUCAGAUCGACUUGUUGUGAACCGUGUACCACGGCCGUGGAGACAGCUAACUCACCGCUUACCAAAUUACCAUCAAAAGACAAAUUUCCCCUCUCAAAGAGUAUUCCACCACUGCAGUCAGCGAAGAGUAAAGAAACAGUGUUGAAAGAAACCAAAUCAGCAUGUUUUGACAGUGGUCGCCACUGUGCCGACAUUGCCGCUCGUCAAUGCUACACCCUGGCUACCAGGAGCAGAUGUUGUGCUACAUGUGAAUCGCUCCGAUCAGACAUACCAGAUUGUCCAUUCGGUGACAAGAACAGUCGAUGUGCGCCUACUUUUAAAAUGGACCCCGAUUACACGUGUACCCAGAAACGGUCGCUAUGUUGUUAUAGUUGUCGAGGUGUCACGACUAUGCUUGGCAGGAAACCUCCUGUGUCUGGCGUCAAGUCAAGGAAACCAGCCCCAACGUCCACACCACGGCCAAAAGCAUCAACAAAAACACGGAACAGGAAUUUUAAACCCGUUAAAAGCCGGAGGCGGAGUCAAACAGGGGGACGAGGCCAUCGAAUAUAUGGGUCCGAAAGAACUGUAGGAAGAGACGCGGCUGCCAAACGAUUCUUAGAGCGAAGGGAACGGCAAAGAAGGCUUAGAGGAAGAAAUAAUUUUUUCUCGAACUUUCAAAGAAGAAAUCGUGGAUAAAAUUUUAGAAUGGACUUAAUUUCUUGUUCAUGCACUGAUCUGUUUUACGCACCUGGUGGUUUGGACGAUUGCAACCCGGUUAAAUGAAAAUAUGAAUUCUAACUAGAAAUCAACAUGCUUAAUUUUACAGUUAGGACAACAUCCUUCUUCCUUAUUUUCUUACGCGUUGUAGCAGUUUAUUUCAAGUCUUGGUAUUAAAACCAAGUGGUUGUGAACUAGAAGAACAUUAUAUACAUUGAAUUAUAUGACUUUGCAUGCCUUUAUUUCUCAAAAGGUUAUAAUUUUUUAAGCAAGGAUGGACGUUGAUAUACACCAAGUCAAAUAUCUGAUGUGAUAGUGUUAUUCGAUUUAUUCCUUUUGCAUCCAAUACAUAAAGGUGAUGGACCAUUCGGACAUUCUAAA
Pecten maximus is the source of this 3687-nucleotide messenger RNA. RefSeq lists its product as uncharacterized. The transcript is spliced from 19 exons. Gene Ontology annotation, molecular function: metalloendopeptidase activity. Gene Ontology annotation, biological process: proteolysis. The record is from RefSeq and is a predicted model, not a curated record. Bases 136 to 3285 code for a protein of 1049 amino acids. Lineage: Eukaryota; Metazoa; Mollusca; Bivalvia; Pectinida; Pectinidae.